Planococcus citri (citrus mealybug) is the source of this 43749-nucleotide messenger RNA. It is a transcript of the gene fu, whose product is annotated as STKc_STK36 domain-containing protein fused. Gene Ontology annotation, biological process: protein phosphorylation. Lineage: Eukaryota; Metazoa; Arthropoda; Insecta; Hemiptera; Pseudococcidae. The coding region runs from base 176 to 1972 and encodes 598 amino acids. Gene Ontology annotation, cellular component: cytoplasm. The record is from RefSeq and is a predicted model, not a curated record. The transcript has 11 exons. Gene Ontology annotation, molecular function: ATP binding; protein kinase activity.
UGUGUUCGUAAUUGUAAAUGUAACCAUUCGUAUUUUGUAUUCGUGUUUCUUGUUUCACUAGUUUCACUUCAAGAAUUCAAAAUAUUUUGAAAAGAAAAAUGUCGAGUGGUGUUUCUUGAAUAUAUCUGUUUUAAUAUUGUUGUGUAUUAGUUGAAAUUGCGGCCAUCUCACUACGAUGAAUCCACGAAGUUACGAAAUAUAUCACGUAAUUGGAGAAGGUUCGUUCGGCAAAGUUUACAAAGCACGCUUUCGCGAAACCAACGAACUUGUUGCUUACAAAGUGAUCUCUAAGAAUGGCCGGAAACCAGCCGAAGUGUUCAUGCUUCGGAAAGAAUGUGAAAUUCAAAAGAAUCUACAGCAUCCUAACAUCAUACGUAUGAUCUACUCGUUCGAGACGGACAACGAACUCGUUGUUAUUACCGAAUUCGCUCAGAAAGAUCUAUGUCGAGUUCUCAAGCAGGAAGGAGUAUUUCCUGAAAAUAAAGUUAAAAAAGUGCUACGUGAUUUGAUUGCGGCUUUGUACUAUCUGCAUUCUAAUCGUGUGCUGCACAGAGAUCUAAAACCACAAAAUGUCUUACUCGAUGCGAAUGAGACAGCCAAACUGUGUGAUUUCGGUUUCGCCAAGUCUUUAGGACGUGAUUUACUGACAUCGAUUAAAGGUACACCGCUUUAUAUGGCUCCUGAGCUUAUGAACGAGUCGCCUUACGAUCACAGAGUGGAUUUAUGGUCUCUCGGAUGCAUCGGUUACGAAUUAUUGACCGGCCAUACUCCGUAUUCUACCACUUCCAUCGUUCAGUUAAUUCAGAUGGUUAGAAUGAAACCGAUUCAGUGGCCAACUCAUUUAUCGGAGGUUUGCCUAUCUUUUUUGAAAGGACUGUUGCAGAAAAAUCCUCUAGAAAGACUUACGUGGCCGUAUAUAUUACAUCAUCCUUUCAUCGCACAGGCUUUCUUUCCACUCGUUACUGAUUACAACCGAAUGAAUUCGUGGAAUCCGUUACCUGCGACAGCUUAUAAUUUUAUGCCCAUUCAACCUCCGUUAACUAAUGUUCCUUACUGUCCAACGUCUACAAGAACGACUCCUUCGAAUAAAUUAUCAACCGAUUCGAUGGCAUCAGCGUAUAGUAAAUCGAACAACACGAUCGAAUCGAAUCCCGAUGAUUCCUCGAAUGAUCCAUCUUUCCUGGCUCAGAAAGAAGAAUGGUCGGAAUUUUUGAAAAAAAAUAUCGAAGAUGUGAUGUAUUCGGCGGAUACUGACGUGUUGACUGAGAAGCCAUCUUUCAUGUUAAUCAUGAAGGCUUUCAACGAUUGCAAGAAAUGCCCAACUGUGGUGACCACUGUUUGUAGACUGUUAUCGUUACCAUUCGUCGUCGAAUCGAUAUCGGAAUCGCAAUUGUCGGCCAUUAAAGAGAAUUAUCUGCACUGCUCGGUGAUGCACGAUCUUGUGAAAAUUAUGAAGGAAAUGAUCGUCGAAAUGUUGCCAAAAAAAGAAACUGAUUCGAGUCGUGAAACCGCGCUUCAACAUUUACUGCUUCUAAUUUGUAAUUUGACCUUCGUCGAUAAGAGUUUCUUGAAGCAGUUUUUCGAGUGCUGUAUUACGCUGCGAGUGUUUCAAAUCAUCAAAAGCAUAUUAUCGAUGCGAACGAGAAAUGAACCGCUGUCUAUCGUCAAGUAUUUCGUCUCCAUCACGUUACGUCUUUACAUGGUUAUUCCAGACAGUAGAAAAAUGAUCGUGCCUCCUUUACUGGAUUGUGUUCAAGAAUUCCAAGCAAUUCUGCAAGAAAGCAACGACGUCACUGUUCAAACUAGAUUAUGCACGUUGAUUACAAUUCUGGGUAUUACGGAGCCUAAUUUUCAUAGCAAGGUUAACGGAAACGAGAACUUGAUCGAUGCGUUGAAUAAAUUGAAACUCGAUUGCAGUCUGCCUUCGGUUCAACAGGCUACUGAUGGAAUGUUGGAAGUUUUGAAAAAAUGAGCGUAACCGUACGACUGACUUGGCAAAGGAUUACGUCUUCUUCGAAGCUCCACGUGGUGUUUUCAACUGAAUAAAUGUAUGCGAUUUGCUGCCCUUCGACGUGGAUUUCAUAUCUGGUGAUUUUUUCGACGAAUGAUUGUGUUAUCUAAGUUCAUCUUGGAAGAUUUUGAACUGUAAGUGAAUUGCAUACGUAUCUCUCUCUUUAUUUCGGUGUUUUAAUUCGAUGGCGAAUAUUUGAAAAUCUCGGUUUAGCCAUAAGUUUAUGUGAUCGAAGAUCUUAUUUUAUAUUAAUUGGUUACCUAUCUAUAUUAUUAAGAAGAAGAAUUGUGAAAAUUCCCCAACAAUUUUUUAAAUACGAUUCCUAAAAAUGGAAUUUUUCCAUUACCACAAAAAUCCAAAUUUCCCCUUCUUUCUUCUUCGAAUACUUCAACGAGUCGUAAUGAAGAGUAUGUAUAAUUGUAUAUGUAUUGUUCUAGUUAAUGCUCUGAUUUGAGCUGGCGAAGUGAUAAUUAUUUCAUUUUUAAGACUUUGCAAUCUGUAGGUGAGUGUUGUUUUUGUUUGAAAAGCAUCGAGUCAACCAAAUCUCUUGAACUUGGUCUUAAAUGAAAGGGCAGCCUCAUAGCUCUUUAUCAAGUGUAUGCACGUAUUCGGUAAUACACGAUGAUUUACGAUAUCUUUGUGCUUCCUCGUGUAAUGUACAAAAAGUGCGCCAUAAAUUGCAUUACUUGCGCAUUAAUAAUUGAAAAAUUACUACUUAUCCUAAAUAAGUACAAGCAGUACAAAAAUGUUGCAGCGAGAGCUGUAAUAUUGAAUAACGACGAAAGCAUCAAUAGUAUUUUAUUAGUUUAUAUUCUAUGAGCCAAAAAUUGUUCAAAAAAAUUUUUGGUCUGUUUGGCUAUUCGUUCAACGGGGUAUUGAAAUUUUAAUAUAAAUUAUAUCAAUAAAAUGUCAACUAAUUUAAAUAAUAUUUAUUGAAUUAAUAUAAAAAAUAAAAUUUUAAAGAAAUUAAUCAUGUAACAAAUUUUAAAAAUGGAAAAAACUCACUGUCGUUGGUGUGCUAAUAAUUCACGCCUUGCGCUGUCUCUAGCCUUUAUUCUUUCUUCUAUCUCCUUCCUCCUUUUUUCUUCGUCUCGUCUUCGUUUUUGUUCUUCUUCCCUUUUUCUUUUAUCGUCGGCUUCCCUAAAAUAAGAAAUUAAUAUUAUUGAAAUUUUAUGUCAAUAAUGGUACCAUUGGUUCAUCGUAGUGGGCUUACAGACCCCUCCAUGGAUCUUGGAUGAUUCUUCUUCUUAAUUUAGUGGAUUUUUCAUACCAGAAGAUCUCAAAUACUACAGACACAUUUAUGUGUACCUCGUAAUAACAUCCACCAUCUCCACAGUUUUCUGCAAUAUUGAUUAUUUUAAUCAGAUGCAAAAAAAACAUGAAUAAUUGUCAAAAUAUAAGUGGCAACCAUUGAAGAGGUACCUACUUUUUUUCACUGUGUCCCACCUCCACCAGUGACUUCCGAUUAUUCAAAGUCACACACAGUGUAAGCUAGCUGGUAUAAAAAAAAAACAUAUGUCAUGACUGUAGUGGCGGAGAUUUUAAAAGUGGUUUCUGUGCUGACAAGUAGUAUAGCUGUGUAGUGAACUUGUUCUAUAGGAGUAAGAGAGAUAUCAAUGCCAAACAACAAAAACCAUUGAUGACAAAACCCCCUAUAAAUAUAAAAAAAUUGUUGAAUAAUGAUAAUAAAAAUUUUAAUACUUACCUAGUAAUAAAUGAUAUUGUGAACUCAACUCACAAUACCUAUGCAAAUCUUUUUUAAAAAUGCAACCAGGACUUUCUCGGUUUUGUACCCGUCGUUGAGCGCAGAUUCCUCCGAAAAUUGAGGUAACUCAUAGAACCACAUAGGAACGCCGUCUUGAACGAUGUUAUAGUAUCUCUGAUGGUGAAAAGAACUCCUUUGCAUAGUUUAUGAGUAUAGGCCCCAAACUUUUUUUAGCCUGAAAAAUUCAUAGAAACUCCUGUGAUGAAUUUUUUUGUCACUUCCCACUGAAUAUGUAAGACUGAAAUACCUGCAUGAUGAAAUGAAAAAUUUGAUAGUAAGUUGGAACCCUUAUCCAUUAGUGCCACUUUUGUAUUCAGACAGCCACAGGUGACGUUUCUCCUAGCAUUUUUCUGUUUAGUAUUUUUUGUUCCUUUUCUUUUCUCAGAUGAACAAGAAGUAUCUCUUUUCUUCCGUCCACUUCUUUGAGGUAGGUUUCUAAGAGAUGAACAUGCUAUAAGCUGUUUAUAGGUAAUUUCACUAAAUAAAGCCACAGGUGUUUUGAAACAUUUUACAUAUAAGUACAUGGAUAAUUAAAAAUAACAUGAUUAAUAAACUUCUCAUUUACAUGUACGUACCCAAAAGUUCUAUUCAAAGUGAGAGAUUAUAACUUGUACUUAAAAGUAAAAAAUGUUUAUUAAAGCAAUGCACACAAAUGCAUAUUUGCACUUCUAAUUAAUCAAACUUAUCUAUUGUUUACAUAAUGUAAAUCUAUAUAGUCGUACUUCAUGUUAUUUGCCAGAGUUGCCACAUUUUCUUUACAGUAAGCUGUUCAUUUAAACAAUUGUACUUUUGAGAUAUUUAAUGAGUUUGUUUGGACGUACUCUCCAUCUAGUACUUGUUUGUCUAGCAAAACAAACUAUUUCCUGAACAAUUGGGAUAUUAAUAUUUACUUCAUAAUAACAGCCUUCUUGGCAUUUUUCUUCUAAAUGAUAGUGUGUCAGCAUAUGGCUUGUUAAAACAAAAAAACAAAAAAAAAAGUUGAACAACAUUAAAAUUCAGUCACUCAUCUUUUGAUUUCUUUACAGAAUAUUAAUAAAUGAUGUAUUAACAUAAUUCUGAAAUAUUUUCUUGGACAUACUCGUGACUUGGCAUGCUGAAUUCCUGCAUCUUAAUCGAAGCCCCCCCCGUGCAUAACGGGUCCAUGGACUGUAAAUCCAAACCCUUGAAACAGGUACCGAUGUCCCCUAUGACUAUCCACGAUGAUAACCUCCUGAUUGUUAUCUGUCAUCUGAAACGAAAUAAAGGUUGGGAAUGCAUUUUUUGGACCAAGAAAAGAUCAUAAAUUGAAUGUUCUGUUAAGUUCCUCCAAGUCAAAAUAAAUAAAAAUUAGUAAAAUUUUAAAUAAAAUUUAAUCAUGCAAUUUUAGACAUAAAAGACAAAUAAAAUUUUAAAAUAAUACAUGCAUAAAUAAUUAAAUUAACUUACACCAACAUCGGGUUCAUUUUAAUAAAAUGAAUAAAAGAUGAAUGAAAAAAUUAGAAUUGAAAAAUCGGCAGUUGGAAUGAUGGUGUAAUUGGAGAUAUCGAAUUUGCACGGUGGCUUCUCACAAAAUUGAGAUAAACUUGAAAUAUCAGUUUUCGCGAAUUGAAUAAAAUAUUUCGACUCGAUAAUAUUGAAAUAUUAUUGUUUUCAAAUUUUCAAUAUUUAAACAACGGACAAAAUAAUUGAACUCAGUGAAAAUUGAACUAGGUUUCGAUUUCUAUGUAAAAACUCAAAUUUCUGCAACUUGAAAAUUAUGCUUCGACAGUAAGAACUUCAUCGAUGUCAAUUUUAGUUAUUUAUGUACAUACCUAGGCAAGCCUGGAUGCUUGCGGAGCAUGUGAUUAUUGUAGUUGCUCUUGUUUCCAAAGAACUCGUUGGAGCAGUACUUGCACCUAUCAGGCCCCACACCUCCAUGUUUCACUUGACAAAAACAGGGAAAGAACUGGACACAAUUUUAGUGGUUUCGGGGGUUUAUAUUCAGAAAGGAUCGCAAAAUGGCGAAAAAUCGCGGUGCCAGCUUGUCAGAGGGUGAUUUCAUAUUUUAGCUAUUGAUUUUAUCAUUUUUUACUAAAAAUUUACAAGGGUUUUACAUUUGGUGGCCCGCUUAACAAACAAUUACAAGUAGGUAAGUACCUAAUAAAAAUAAAAUUUACCAAUAUGCACUCUAAUAAUUAGGUACCUACAGGGUGCCCAGAAUUUUUAAUGAAAAACUUUCUUUAGGGUACCAGAUAUUUCUGGGCACCCUGUAGGUACCUGGUACCUCUACCUACCUACGUAUUUCAAAUUUAAAAUAUUAGAUCAAAAGUUUUGUUGUUGGUAGUAAAUCUGAACGAUACUUACCAUCGUAUGUUGUUUCCUUGUCAUCCAUUUCUGCCACGCUUUCUUGCCUAAAAGCCUCAGGAUGUCUGUGCCAAUAUUUCCUAACAUUGAAGAAAUAGAAGUAACAAUAAUUUCUGUUAUCAUAGACAUAGUUAUCACAGAACAUAGAUUUCUGAAAAAUGGAAUAACAUUACAAUAGGUAGGUAGUACCUACACCUAUAUGUAAACAAUUUAAAGAAAAAAAAUCUCAACAUAAGUAUGUAUACAAAGGAAGAGGGAAAUUUUGUAAGAUUGCUAGGUAACAUACCUUUAUUGUCCAUUGUCUUAGUGACUUAUACCCAUCCUUUUGAAGAAGUUUUCAUAUAAAAAUGAAUUGAAACGGUGUACUUUUGGAUAUUGUGUUAUCAAAUUCAUAUAUGCGUUGAUGACCUGAAACCAAGACAAAAAUACAAGAAAAAUUACGUGAUAAAAGGAUGAAAAUUAAAAAACCGCUUUCUGUAUAGAAAAACGCGCUUCGGUAUUUAACAAUGCCUCCUCUUGCAAAGUAUCGAUAUCAUUAAUUCUGACACAAGUGUCUCUGAUUUUUGCGAGCGGUAUUUUCCCAACUUGAGGAUCUGAUCAAUAGCAUCCUAGGUAAAUACAUAAAAACAGAAAUCAUUUAAUUGUUAUGUGCUUGUUCCGCCAAUUUGAUCAUCAUCUUUUCUUUAGCCUCUGUGUGAUGAGAAAGAUCAUGAAAUAUACUGUCAUAGUCAGUGUUGUCAUCUUUCAUGUCAUCAUUUUCAAUGGUAUCAUCUGCAGUGUUACCAUCUCCAAUGUCAUCAUCACUUGCAUCAGGCCUUCUGCUAGGAUCUUCAAUGUAAGAAGAUUUCUCCUAUAACAUUGCUUUACCAUAUCAACUUGGUUUUUGUGACAUAGAUUACACAUUUUGAUACUAAUCGCUUGCCAUACUAAAAACCUCAAACAUUUUAGAACUACUUACUGUGAUGAAUUAAAUACAUUUAUGUAUGAAUAUUAAAAAACAUGGAAAACAAAGCUUACAAUAUUGAUAAAAUUAUAUUUUAUAAAAAAAUAAAAAUACAAUCUAAUUCAAUUGAGUGUGCUACAGUUAUUUUGGAUGAUUAUGAUAAUGAAGGCACCCAUUGGUGUGCUUACCAUAAGCAAAGAAAUAUAAUCAUAUGGCAUGAUCCAAUUGGAAAUGUACACCCCCCCCCCUUGGAUGUGCUACAUUAUAUUUUUAAAAAUAACAAAGUCAUUUAUAACCACAAGGCAACUCAGAGAUUGAAUUCUGUAAAUUGUGGACACUAGUGUUUAAAAUUUUUAAUAAAAUUAGAUAUUAGCAAGAAUGAACUGCCCAUGAUUAUCAAUCAAUUCACCUUAUCAUUUUAAUUGAUACAUAUUAUGUACUUCUUCUUGAAAUUGUUGUAAUGCAUAAACCAAUAAAUGCGAUGGAAUUAAAUGAGAUUUAAAAAAAAAUCAUUUUAUCUAUCAUGGAAACACAAAUUAACAGGGUGUCUAACAGGUACUGCAGGUACUGCAAGUACUGUAAAAGUACUGCAUUGAAAUCCUCGGUACUGCAAGUACUGCAAAGUACUGCAUUUUGCCUGAAAAGUACUGUAUUUUUUCUCAAAAUCAUUGAUUUAAAAUUUUUUUAAAAACCUCAAAAUGAAUUAAUUGAUCAAAAUUUUAAAAAAAAUGUUCAUUUUGUACCUCAAAAGAUGCAGGGUGUCCACAAGCCUGGAAAACCUGGAAAAGUCAGGGAAUUUCGUAAUUUUCACGCAAAAUUCCUGGAAUCUUGAAAAAACAAUCAAUUGCAAAUUUCAGAUAAGGACCUGUUAUGAAAGGAAAACAUUAUUUUUUAAUUCUCGAACCACAAAUUUUCAAAAGCUUUUGCCCUCGCUUCGCUCGGGCUUGUUUUCUUUUCUUUUUGAAGAACCAGAUGAACAUUUCUAGAUGAUAAAAAUCAAAGUUUUAAAGCCAAAAAAUGAACUCACGAAAAAAAACAUCGUUUUUAUGCAACUCGAAAUACAAAUUUACAAGAGCUUUCGCACUCACUUGGGCCUGUUCUGUUUUCUUUUUCAAAAUCAACUUCCUUUAAAAAAGCAUUAUUCAAAUUCUAAAAUUUUAAAAGCCAAAAAAAACCUACUCGUUCUCACAUAAAAAAAAACUUCUUUCGAAAUGCAAUCUUUUUUUUUCAAAAGUAGUUAACUUUCUUCAAAAAAACAUCAUUCCAAUAUUAAAAUUUGAAAAGUCAAAAAAUAAACUCUUCUCAUUUAAAAAAAAAACUCGUUUUUAAGCAUCUAGAAAUGAAAAUUUUCAAAAGUUCUCGCUUCGCUCGGACCAAUUUGUUUCUCAAUUUUAAGAUGAACAAAUUUCACAUUUUGAUGCCUCCAAAAAACUAUAAAAGAAAAGAAACAUUUUCAAAAGUUAUUAUGAAUAUUGUAAUCAAUUGGCCAAACUUGAUGCAUGUUUUAUUCAUUCAUUCAUUUAUUUAUUUUUAAUUAAAAAAGUUAAUAAUCAAAGUUGAGCUGUUUUUUAUAUCCGAAGAAGUAUCCAGUUCGAAGAGAAGCUUAUAAAAAAAAUACACCCCCCCAAAAAAAAAAUUUCUUCAACCAAAAGUAUGCGGUAAGCAUAGAAAAUUGAAAAAAUUGGUCUGGAAAACCUGGAAAAGCCUUCCAGGGAAAAUCAUUUCCAGAAAUUGUUUCGAUUGAAAUAUUUAUAAUUUUAUCGACAAAUUCCAACUGGUUCAAAAAUAUAAUUUUUUUCUUGGGGGGGGGGGUCUGUGUAAGCUGGAUAAAAAAAAAUAUGAGGUACUGCAAAAGGUACUGUAAAAGUACUGCAUUUCUUCGGAGAAAUUUUGUUAGACACCCUGAUUAAAAUAUUACCAACCAUACAAAAUUUGAAAAUGUCCAACUUAUUUUUAUUAAGUAGUAUUUAAUGUUCUUCAUUAUUUAACACAAAAAAAAUGGAUGUUUCAAUUCAUAGUGAGAUCAAUAAUGCUGCCUUCUGGGGUUUCCACAUUUUCACUGUCAUCUCAUUUCACCUUUACCAAAUCCAUGGGCUCAUCUUGAUUUUCAUUAUUAAUGUGAACUUCUUGCUGUGUAAAAAAAAAAAAACGUUAAAAAAUCUCAAAAAAGUUAAAAAAUACUAAAAAAUCAUUAUGAAACAUAAAUGAGUGGGUCUAGGUAGGUAAAUAAAAAAACUCACUUUGAUAAAGAUCUUUUUUAUCAUCCUCUUGUUUGGUUUCAUUUUGUUGUUCCCUUGUGUUUACUGUCCAUCAUCUCCUCCCAAAAAUACUGUAUAUGUUGCUCUAGUCCACUAUCACUGCCAUCUUCUGUAAAAAAAAAAAAAAAAAUGAAAAUACAUAUAGUUGAUAAAAUUCACCAUUCAAAUUAACAUACCUUAGUAAGUAUUUGACAAAUAAAUAAGUAUUUAAAUAUUUUUUUAAAAAAUGAAAAAAAAAAUUAACUCACCAAUCAUAUCACGUGUCAGAUUGCUAAAAGUGUCUUCUAAUGUGGACUCCAUGGUCCAUGGUAUUUGAUCUCAAGGUUUCAUUUCUUGAAAUUUGGAAAUCAAAUAAUCCAACUCUAUAUGAUAUUUCUGCCUACAAGUGUUUAUCAUUUACACCUACUCACUCACCAGCAUUGCUAAUUUAUUUGUAGCAGUUGAUAUUUUAUCAUUCAUUUUCUUGAAAUAGCUUCCUAUUUCAAUGUUUUGUUUUCUUCUAACAUCAAUAUCCAGAUAAUUCAACUUCUGUUCUGACCAGCUCGUGUUAUGACCCUGGUAUAAUGUCAAAUUUGUUUUCAUAUUGAAAUUGAAUAGAAUGGGAUCUGGAGCAACAAUUUGACCAUUAAAAUAUCCGAAUCAAAUAAUUUUGUUAAAUAAUUAUUAAAAAUAUUUUCAAUACUGGUUCUUACCGGCCAUGUUGAUUUAAAAAAAUUAAAUUUGCAUAAAAACUGGCGAAGAGCUCGAGUACCUAUUCCACUGUGAGGUAUACCAAACACUGAUGAAAACGAUUGAAAAGCAGAGCAUUUUGAACCCACAAAAUUGCCAUUCACAUUCACCAAGAAUUAUCAGUUAUUCACCUUUCACAUACCUAAUCAUAAUAGUAGGGUACCUUAUGAAAUGAAACACCUAAAUAAAAAUGCAAUAAAAGAUUAAUUCUGUAAAUUGGAUCGAAUGAUUGCUUAACUACCUACAUACAUUAAUGUAAAAAAAAUUGUAUAAAUAAAACCCAAAAACAAGAAAAAAAACACUACUAUUUGAUUUGUUAUACGUAUGAACUUAUUUUGUGUAAUAAGUUACCUUUAAACAGUAUUAUAUCUACUUUGUGUUUGUGGUGUUUUUUUUAAAAGUUCACUUGCAUCAGGCCCUCUGCUGGGAUCUUCAAUGUAAGAAGAUUUCUCCUAUAACAUGGUGACCCUAAACUAUCAUUAUAAAGGAUACACUUUUCUUCAAUUUUUAUUUCUAUCAAACACCAGUGUUUGUUUUCCUUCAAAUGAAUAGGAAUUAUCAAGGUGUCAAAACCAAAUAUAUCUGUCUGAAAUGCGAGCAAAAAUUGCAUUUAAAAUUGACAAUAAAAUAAUGCGAGCAAAAAUUGCAUUUAAAAUUGACAAUAAAAUAAAACCUCAGGAUAUAUAUAACAAAUAACAAACAAUUGGUAAGUACCUAACAAAAAUAAAAUUUACCAACAUGCACUCGAAUAAUUAGGUACCUACCAGCUACCUAUAUGUAAACAAUUUAAAGAAAAAAGUCUUAACAUUUGUAUACAGAGAAUGAGAGAAAGAGGGAAAGAGGGAAAUUUUGUAAGAUUGCUGGGUAACAUACCUUGUUCUUCCAUAGUCUUAGUGACUUAUACCCAUCCUUUUGAAGAAGCGUUUUAUAUAAAUAUGAAUUGAAGCAGUAUACUUUUGGAUAUUGUGUUGUUAUCAAAUUCAUAUAUGAGUUGAUGACAAUGAUGACCUGAAACCAAGACAACAAUACAAAAAAAAUUACGCGAUUAAUGAUGAAAAUGAAAAAACAUCUUUCUGUGUAGAAAAACACACUUCGGUACAUAUUUAACAAUCCCUCCUCUUGCAAAGUAUCGAUAUCGUUAAUUCUGACACAAGUGUCUCCGAUUUUUGCGAGUGGUACUUUUCCCAACUUGAGGAUCUGAUCAAUAGCAUCCUAGUCAAAUACAAUAUUAAAAGCACACAAAUUGCAAAAAAAAGUACAAAAAAUAUAUAGAGAAAAUAUUUUCAAAAAAAUAUACAAAACAAAAUUGAAAUCAUAAUAACAAAAAACAAAAAAAUUUAAAAUUUACUUUAGAAUAAAAAUAUAAACUUAUGUAGCAUACAAAAACUCCUUAAAUUUGUAGUCGUUGAAAACGCCAUGUCAAAUCAUUUUUAUACAUACCUACACAAAUAUACGUGUGAAUGAAACUUACUAAAAUCUUUGUUUCAUUGGACAACCAUGAUUGAUAUUCUUUCCAUUUAUGAAAAUAUUUUUUUUAGACACUGAGGCUUACAUUUUUUUCAUUAGGAUACCUAACAAACCCCACUACAUAUUAUGAAACAAAAUCAUUUCAAAUGAAGUGUCCUACCUGAAAAUUUACUUCUCCAUAUUAUUUGCAAGGUAUUUAUUGCAUGUAUAGCAGAUGUUGAAUCGUUUACCCUUUUGAAGAACACUGUAUGCCAUGGUGCGUUGUUAAUUAAUGGCUGUCUUGCUCACUUUUGGUGAGUUCCUGGAAAUUAUUUCUAUCACAAACCAAAUAAACGUGAAUGUUAGUGACGAAUAAAAGACAAGUAAGUAGAACUUGAUAAGUUUUAUUAUUGUAUGUACCUGUGUGUAACUGCAAUUUUUUUAUCGAUUAUACAGUUGCAGUUUAAUGUGCAACAAGCCGCCACUGAUUCAAUAUCUUUGUCAUUGUUUGCGUACAGCUUAUGAACGUCUUUUCAUUCAAUUUCAUCUAGAUCAUCGACAGUGGCUGGAAUUACGUUUUUUUUUGGCCAAAUAUUUCUUCUUCUUUUUCAACUGAACCUCCAAAGCUACCUCGAAAUCAACCCAUUCUUCAACUAUAAUUUCUUCUUGUACUUCUUCAAUCGUUUGUUCUUGCUUUUCUUCAUCCUAAUUAAUCAUUAUUUGACGGAAUAAUAAUUCAAAGUCGAAAAGAAAAGAAAUUGAAAAAAAAGAAAUUUGAUGCAAAUUUUUAUCAGUACAUACUUCCGUAUUAUUUAAGAAAUGCUGCAAUAUUGCAGCAUAUUCUUCUUCAAACUUUUCUGGCUCAUUCAUUCUUCAAUUUAAAAUCAAAAUUAAUUAAAAAAAUUCCAUAAAACGUAAAAAAAUUGAUAAAACGGAUACGUUCACAGUACAAUUACGGUACGUUUUAGUUUUUACGCUCUCCUGAACAUUUUACGUUUUGGUCGACUGGGGGGUUUCUUUAUGGUAGGUCACAAACCAGAAAAAUCUGAAACAAAAUAUUAUAAUGAUAUUGACAGAUAUAUAGGAAUUAUCAAGGUAUCAAAACCAAACAUGUCUACCUGAAAUGCAAGCAAAAAUUGCAUUUAAAAUUGGCAAUAAAAUAAAACCUCUGGAUAACAAAAUUAAAAAUUACCAACAUGCACUUGCAUAAUUAAGUACCUACCUAUAUGUAAAUGAUUUAUAGAAAAAAAAUCUUAACAUACAUAUAUGGAGGAAAAGGGAAAUUUUGUAAGAUUGCUAGGUAACAUAUCUUUUUUGUCCAUUGUCUUAAGUGGCUAAUACCCAUCUUUUUGAAGAAGCUUUUUAUAUAAAAAUGAAUUAAUAAAACAGUAUACUUUUGGAUAUUGUGUUGUUAUCAAAUUCAUUUAUGCGUUGAUGACCUGAAACUGAGACAAAAAUACAAGAAAAAUUAGGCGAUAAAGUAUGAAAAUGAAAAAACCUCUUUCUGUAUAGAAAAACGCACUUUGAUAUUUAACAAUCCCUCUUCUUGCAAAGUAUCAAUAUAUGUAGUUAAUUCUGACACAAGUGUCUCCAAUUUUUGCGGGAGGUACUUUUCCCAACUUGAGGAUCUGAUCAAUAGCAUCCUAGGUAAGUACAUAAAAACAGAAAUCAUUUAAUCUUUAUAGGUGAGAAAAGCUUUGUGCAGGAUUCAAAUGACUAUACAAUACCCUCAUGGCUUCGAUAGUAAUGGGAUGAGCUGGAUGAGCUGAUUCGAACUGUUGUGCUUGUGCAACAAUAUGUAGUUCUCACUUGUUUGGGUUCAAUAGGGUAAAGCAACUUUGCCUCCUCAAAUUUCUGCAGUGUUUUCAAUUUCAAUAAGUUGAUGAUCAAUUACAUGUACAAUGGAAUUCACUUGAUCAUAGUUUGCAUAUGACACUAGUGCUUCAACUUGAUUCCCAAUCAUAAUAUUUUCAAGUGUGAUACUGUUUUACAUGAUCUGAGACUACAUUUGAACUUUUACUUGUUGCUUCUACAUAUACAUAUUACAUAUAUUACGCAUGUGCAGAAAAUUAAAUGCAUACAUAUUAAAUUUUGGUUAUUCUCAAUGAUCACUAUUGUGAUGCAAAUUUGAAAAUCAAUGCUAUUUUAAAUACUCAACAAAAAUGAAAAUACUACUGCUAGCCACACAACUUGUAUAAACCAAUGAACAAAUGUCUCUGAUGGAUGUCAAAAUACAUAUUACAACUUACAAGUAUAAUAUUUCACGAUUUAUCGCUCUAAAAGUGCAUUUCAAAAAAAAAAAAAUUGAUAAUACACAUUUUUUUAAAUUUUAUUGUUGAAGACUACAGUCCCCCUCCUGCAUAAAAUUUCUAUAAGUACAAUGUUUUCGAGAGAUAAAUGAGUGAAAAAUCAAAUUUUUUGGUAGGUAAUUUUUUUGAAAUUAGCAAAAUAUUUCAGAAUCAAGGUGAAAGCUGUUUGAAUGUUGUAUUUUUAAAGGCGCCUAAAAAUGAUAAUUUCUUGUGAGGAAGUUGAUGUGGCUUUAAUGUUUUACCAAUUUUUUGGAAAGAUGGAGUUUUCAUACUACAGAUCUAAGUACCUGCCUGCAAUCUGUAAUUUUGUGAGGAAUUAGUCAUCAAGGGAAUUGCUUUGUCUUGAUUCAUUUGCACACAGUCAUUAAAGAUAUUGGAAAAUUUCAAUGGAGAAUUUAGCUCGAAAUAGGUUGAAUGAAAAAUUCCAAGGUUGAAAUGAUUUUAGAAAUCAUCAAAUUGCAGUAUAUUUAAUCGUCAUUUCAUUACAUUUUUCAUUUGUCACACACUAAGGUGUUCACAAGUUUUUUGUAAAAUGAAAUGAACCUUUCACAUUGACUGUAACCACUACACAGUUCACAAUAAAAAUCAUAAACAUAAUUCAUACCUACUGCUAUUGAAUUUGUCUUAUUAGACUUACACAUUACAUACACAAAUGAUAAGACGAAUAUAUCUUUCAAUUUUGAAUAUUUGUUCUCAGUGUUGACAAUUUCUUUAUCAAUUGCUUUCUCAAAUGCGUGUGUCAGAGUUUCAUUCAUGAUGAUAUUUUUUACAAUAUUUGCCAUAAUACACAUUGGUAAAUCGCGUAGUGAAGCAUUCAUGAUUUCUUUGAAUCUGACCAAACCUUCAGCAAUUUCUUUUAGCUUAGCUCUGAAUUUGUCCAUAUCUUGAAGGGCGCUCGGAGUGGUUUUUAACCUAGCUGCCAAAUUAACACAUGUUUACAACAUUAGCACAUUAUGCAUGGGUGGUCACUGCAGUACAGAAGAGAUGAUAUUUAAGAUAAUUUGAAAACUGACAGUUUUGAAAAAUGAGGAGGGUCUACCUCAUAUUUUGAAAUAAUAAAUUGGUAAAUAUCCAAUUUCUGUAAAUUUAUCAUCUCAUCUCAUUCACCUCUAUUCUAGCGGCUGGUACUAUACAAUUACCUAUUUGAGCUACGUUAAAAAUUAGUUAAAAACUUGUAAGUAAUACAAUGAAAAACCUUAAAAUUACGCUGAAAAAGAGUCGAGAGCUUGAAAUACAAUUACAAAAUAUGUCGAAAAACGUUUAAAAUGCUUAAAAAACUAAAAAGAAAAUCAUAAAAUUCACACAAAAUUGUUAAGUUUUGGCACGUCAUACACAUAUUUACCAUUUUGGUGGGAAAUCACCUUUGGAGUGACAAUUUUGCCAUAGACAUUUCUCCAGUAGUAGUCUGCUUUAUCGAUUUUAGCUGGCCACCUCCAGCCUCUCUUACCAUUUUUCUCCAAACAUUUCACCUCUAUGGUGUCGUCGUCCAUAGUAACGAUCUGUCCAGGAUAUUUAUUGUCGAUUUCAGGACAGAUCACCAACAUAAAAUCAUCAAUGUUGUAUCCGUUCUCAUUUUUUUUUCAUUCAGUGAUGUUUCUGCAGGAGUUCUGAAAUUUUAGAAGUUCAUUAUAAAAUUUUCCACUUUUUAGUUUAAAUUUACCCCGUUCAUUUUAAUUUCCCCCCUCAAAAUUUCAAUACUUACCACAUUCUGAAAUACUACCCCUGAAGUGGACGGCUCGCAAUCUAUUUCAAAAAUUGGCUCAGGCACAGGUUCGUUAAUGGUUGGUAGGUACAGGCUCUUCAAUUACAGGCACACCCUCUUCAAUUACUGGUACAAAAUCAUCAAUCAACUAUUCUCGUAAUUUACUGGCAAUAAAGUUAAAAUUGAUGGAUCCUCUUCAUUGGAUGAUCCAACUUCCAGAUUCUGAGUUUCUUGACCAUUUAUCUCCGAUAGCAAUUCACCUAAUCCAUCCAGUUCUAAAAUAAUAAUAAAAAAAUAAAACUAGAGAAACUUAAAAUAAUGAUAGAUCAAUAAAAAAAAUAAAACCUCAAAAUUUAGUUUCACAACCACUUUUGAGAAGUAUUGCCAAUUCGAGAAUUUUUUUUUGAAGACAUUGAAAAAUAUAAAAAUUAUGCCAACAAGCCAACAUCAAUGAUAAUGUGCUAAUUUUUUUUUAUAAUUUUGAAGCGAUUUUUGCCACUUGAUAAAAAAUAGUAAAGGAAAACAAAACGAUCUUUUUUCUGUGCUCAUUUUAUGAACAAUUUGAAUUAAUAGGUAAGUACUAAAAUAUUCGAAACAUUGAUGAAAAAUUGAGACAAAAUAAUUGCCAGCAGUUUGGUUUUCACCAACACUUUUUUCGAGCUAUUUAAAUACUUUUCUAUUUAUUUUACCCCUAACAUGUUGGAAAUUCAAUUCUCCGGGUUUCUUGCACUUUUACUCCAUUUUUGUAGAAAAAUGAUUUCAAAAAACGAAAAUAAUGUCAAAAUUUGAAUUUAUUUUCCAAAAAAUUGAAAAAUUUUGAUGCUUAAUAUUUUUUUCCCUUUGCACAAUUUCCAAGUCCAUUUUGAUAAAAAAUUGAGACCAAAAAAUAUAAUGAUUGAUGGAAAAAAAUGAAUUCAAAGCUCCUGAAUCAAAAAAACAAACAGUCUCAAAUGUUUUAAAUAACAUUGGGGGAAAAAAACAAGCAAAAAGUUGAUAAUGAAUCCAUUUAUUUUGUACUUACCUUGCAGUAUUGCAUUUACCUUUCCAUCAUCUACAAAACUGAAUUCUUGAUUAUCCAUUUUUUUUAUACAAAGAAAAAAAUCACAAUUGAUGAAUAAAUAUUGCAGUAUGCACUAAACAAACUUAUCUAAGAUUACCCACAGUGUGGAUAUUAACAAAUACAAAUUAUCCCUAUUUAUGGGAUAUUACUGAACUAAAUUGAAACUAAAAACAAACAAACGAAUAGUACCUACUUAAGUACUAAAAUGAAGGUUGCAAAUGCUAGAAAGAGUGAUGCUCAUGAAUGUGUAUUUACACAAUGCAAACGCACUAUCACGUUGGAUGGGUUACCAAAAUGUCAGUAGGAAAACUAACAAACAAAAUAAAACCAAUGUGAACUUGAAAUUUUUAAAUUUUAUUUGAUUAAUUAACAAAUUACUAAACGAAUUGAAAAGCUAUGGAUACAUACUUAAAAACUUGAUGCAAAAACAUAUUUUCAACAAAAACGUUGGCUUUAAGAGCCAAACAAAACAAGGCAGCAUUGCCUCAGAAACAAUCGGCAAUUACAUGUAAUUUUGAGGAUUGUAAAUAACAAAAAAAAAAAAAGGAAAAGGACGCCUUACCUGCGGAUUUGAGGAUCCCAAUUUACAAGUCGUGUGGCGGUGUAAAUACUCCUAUACUUUCAACAUUUUUGGGUAACAUAUGGCAUGAUCCAAUUGGAAAUGUACCGCCACCCCCCCCCCCCUUGGAUGUGCUACAUUAUUUUAAAAAUAACAAAGUCAUUUAUAACCACAAGGCAACUCAGAGAUUGAAUUCUGUAAAUUGUGGACACUAGUGUUUAAAAUUUUUAAUAAAAUUGAAUAUUAGCAAGAAUGAACUGCCCAUGAUUAUCAAUCAAUUCACAAAUUAAAAUAUUACCAACCAUACAAAAUUUGAAAAUGUCCAACUUAUUUUUAUUAAGUAGUAUUUAAUGUUCAUUAUUCAACACAAAAAAAUGGAUAUUUCAAUUUAUAGUGAGAUCAAUAAUGCUGCCUUCUGUGGUUUCCACAUUUUCACUGUCAUCUCAUUUCACCUUUACCAAAUCCAUGGGCUCAUCUUGAUUUUCAUUAUUUAUGUGAACUUCUUGCUCUGUAAAAAAAAAACGUUAAUAAAUCUCAAAAAAGUUAAAAAAAAAAAAAUACUAAAAAAUCAUUAUGAAACACAAAUGAGUGGGUCUAGGUAGGUAAAUAAAAAAACUCACUUUGAUGAAGAUCUUUUUUAUCAUCCUCUUUUUUGAUUUCAUUUUGUUGUUCCUUGUGUUUACUGUCUAUCAUCUCCUCCCAAAAAUACUGUAUACGUUGCUCUAGUCCACUAUUACUGCCAUCUUCUGUAAAAAAAUAAAAUAAAAAAAUGAAAAUACAUGUAGUUGAUAAAAUUCACCAUUUAAAUUAACAUACCUUAGUAAGUAUUUGAUAAAUAAAUAAGUAUUUAAAUAUUUUUUUAAAAAAUGAAAAAAAAAUUAACUCACCAAUCAUAUUACGUAUCAGAUUGCUAAAAGUGUCUUCUAAUGUGGACUCCAUGGUCCAUGGUAUUUGAUCUCAAGGUUUCAUUUCUUGAAAUUUGGAAAUCAAAUAAUCCAACUCUAUAUGAUAUUUCUGCCUACAAGUGUGUAUCAUUUACACCUACUCACUCACCAGCAUUGCUAAUUUAUUUGUAGCAGUUGAUAUUUUAUCAUUCAUUUCCUUGAAAUAGCUUCCUAUUUCAAUGUUUCGUUUUCUUCUACUUUGAACAUCAAUAUCCAGAUAAUUCAACUUCUGUUCGGACCAGCUCGUGCUAUGACCCUGGUACGAUGUCAAAUUUGUUUUCAUAUUGAAAUCGAAUAGAAUGGGAUCUGGAGCAACAAUUUGACUAUUAAAAUAUCUGAAUUGAAUAAUUUUGUUAAAUAAUUAUUAAAAAUAUUUUCAAUACUAGUUCUUACCGGACAUGUUGAUUUAAAAAAAUUAAAUUUGCAUAAAAACUGGUGAAGAGCUUGAGUACCUAUUCCACUGUGAGGUAUACCAAACACUGAUGAAAACGAUUGAAAAGCAGAGCAUUUUGAACCCACAAAAUUGCCAUUCACAUUCACCAAGAAUUAUCAGUUAUUCACCUUUCACAUACCUAAUCAUAAUAGGUAGGUACCUUAUGGAAUGAAACACCUAAAUAAAAAUACAAUAAAAUAUUAAUUCUGUAAAUUGGAUCGAAUGAUUGAUCAACUACCUAAAUACAUUAUAGGUAAAUAUCAUCUUGUUUAAUAUCACACAAAUUUUAUAUGCAACCUUAUAACUGCAUUUUACCUGCAGAUUCCAUUCCAUUCAUCUUACAAUUCAAUCAAUGCGAACUCAAGUGUCAUUAAAAAUAUGUACAUAGAAUCUGUCACAUCACCUUACACAAAAAUUUAGGUUCUUACAUACCUAAUUUUAUAAAACAACUUUGUAAGUGCAUUUUAUUCUGCAUACCUAUAUUUACAUUUAUACAAUAUAAAAAAAAUUGUAUAAAUAAAACCCAAGAAUAAGAGAAAAAACACUCACUACUAUUUGAUUUGUUGUAUGUAUGAACAGUUUGAAAUUUGAAGCUGUUCUGACACCUUAUUUUAGCAAUGAAUUUAAGACGUUUUAAUAUUCCCCCUUUCCCUCUUUUUUGUCAUGUUAUGACUGAUCUGAUAUACCUAUCCUAAUUCAUAGCAAUUGUGACUUCCUUUGACUACAGAAAAUUUUAUACUGCAAUUAUUUCAGUGGAAAAAUUUUUCUUGCCAAAAUUAUGGCUCAGUCAUACUUCAAUUUAAUUAGAACUGCUCUGGUGGAAAAAAAAUGUGUACUUACAUUGUUAUUGAUGUUCAUUUUUGAAUUCAGCUUUCUUACUAUUGCACUUGAUUCCAGAGCCUGUAUUUAGAAAAAAAAAACAUUAAUUUUUUGAAAAAUAAAGCAGUUUUAUUUUUAGGUAGUAGCAUUUUUUCAACAAAAAAAGCAGUACUUUUUCGUAAUUUUUUUAAAAAAGAAUUUUCGUUUUCAGGAAGUAUCACUUUUUUAAAAAACUAAGCAUUGUAAUUUUUUUAAAAAAGCAUUUUGGUACACAUUAUUUUUUGAAAAAAAGCAUUAUUAUUUUUUCAACUACACUAACAAGGGAACUACCUGAACCGGCAGAAACGAAAAUGAACGAAUCAAAGCUAGAUCGAAAGGGGACCAUCUCAGGACCCCAAAUCCAAAAUUUCAAGUGCUAAAGUUGAUUUCUCGAUUUUUGGUGAAUUUUUGAAAAUUGAAAAAUCCGAAAAAUUAUCAAUUAAUACCAAAAAUAGAAAAUAUUGAUGAAAAAUGGAAUUUUCUCGGGAAGUGGCUCAGAUGGUGUCCCUAACUCAUUUACGACUAUCGAAAUUCGUAAAACCUCAAUUCCAGUCAUUCUGGAGCCUCCAGCGAUUUUUUAUCAUUUCUCCAGAAACUUGAAAUUGCUGUGGAACGGCUAAAAAUCAACUUUAGCACAAAUAACUUUAUUUGGGGACUAUGUGGGUUGCCUUUAACCAUUUUUUGCGGUUGUCGCGAAAAUCGGCGUCUGCCGGUUCAGAUGUGUAUUUUUGGCCACUGGAAAAAAAUGACAAAAUUUGGAAAUGUUAACGGAUGCUCCAGAAUGGUCGAAAUGGAGGUUUCACCUAUUCGGAACGUCGAAAAUAGGCCAGAGCUCGAUUUCGGAUACGUAACAUCGCAAAAGAUGGAAUAUUUGACAUUUUCAAAUUUUGUCAUUUUUCCAGUGGUCAAAAAUACACAUCUGAACCGGCAGACGCCGAUUUUCGCGACAACCGCAAAAAAUGGUUAAAGGCAACCCACAUAGUCCCCAAAUAAAGUUAUUUGUGCUAAAGUUGAUUUUUAGCCGUUCCACAGCAAUUUCAAGUUUCUGGAGAAAUGAUGAAAAAUCGCUGGAGGCUCCAGAAUGACUGGAAUUGAGGUUUUACGAAUUUCGAUAGUCGUAAAUGAGUUAGGGACACCAUCUGAGCCACUUCCCGAGAAAAUUCCAUUUUUCAUCAAUAUUUUCUAUUUUUGGUAUUAUGUAAUUGAUAAUUUUUCGGAUUUUUCAAGUUUCAAAAAUUCACCAAAAAUCGAGAAAUCAACUUUAGCACUUGAAAUUUUGGAUUUGGGGUCCUGAGGUGGUCCCCUUUCAAUCUAGCUUUGAUUCGUUCAUUUUCGUUUCUGCCGGUUCAGGUAGUUCCCUUGUAAGUAGUAACAUUUUUCAAAAAAAAUCAGCAUUUUUUCGUAAUUUUAAAAAAAAGUAUUUUUGUUUUCAGGAAGUAUCACUUUUUUAAAAAACAAAACAUCGUGAUUUUUUUAAAAGAAGCAUUUUGGUGCUUACAUAUAAUUUGAAAAAAAAAUACAUUUUGAUUUUCAGAUGUAGAAUUUUUCCAAAAAAAAAUGAAGCAUCGUAAUUUUUUUAAAAAUAGCAUCACCUGAUUUUUAUAAAAACAAUCCUGGUCUUGUUAAUUCUUGAAGUCUUUUUUCUGCUCUUAUUAUCCUCUGAAUCACCUCGUUAAUUGCAGGAGUAGUUGAUUCUUCCCGCUUAUACAUAUAAUACUUACACCAAUUAUUUAAAAAAAGCAGUAUGGGUUUUUUUUUAAAAAAAAGCACUAAGUCCCUUUUUGUGAACACAUCUCCAGUCUGUUCAUGCGACCGGUUUCAUACACAAAUAUGUCUGUUAUGCUAAUCACGAUCGUGUGGACGAAUAUCGAGAUUUUUAAAACUACUGUAUGAGUGAGAGAUGGGAAGUAGAUGUCACAUCAUGUAGAAAAAAAACCAGUCUAAAAACCACUUAUUCGAUGAUCGUGAAGCGCUAUGUCAUGAGCGGGGUGAGAGGGAACGUAUCUUUGUUGCCUAAAACCGAAAUAUAAAUGUAGAUACAAUGAUCGCCGUUCUAGUUUUUUUUCCCAUGAGUUUAUUUGACGAAAGUGAAAGAGAGCCUGUAGAAUCCCAACGCGAGUGACAAGGACAAAUGCGGAAAAUUGAUGAAAAAUGAAACUCUGGCAUCGAAAAAAACCAGCAGGGGCGGGGGGACGGACGUCGCCUAAAACCACUUAUUCGCGAGCAUUUUAUCGCUACCAUGCAAAAAUAUGUACCAGAUACCUACUGUUUAGUUUUUUUCCCACAAAUUUAUUCGACGCAAGCGAAUGCGGAAAUUUUUCUCUUGAUGAAACAAUUCGAGCAUCCCGGCGCGAUCAUGUGCAAAGGGGGGGGUAAGGAGGGACGCAUCGUGUCUGUAGAAAAACCGGUGGAUACAAAGGUGAAAGAAUUUUCAUCGUGUGCAAAUUCAUUCACUUUAUUUACUUCAAUUAGAAUUCAAUUGUUUGUAUUAGGUAUUUUGCAAAUCAAAUUUAAUAUCUCAAACAUCAAUUAUGAGUACCUAGGUAUACAUGGACAUAAGACACAUGUGUGGGUACUAACUGUUUCUUUAGCUUUAGCUACAGUGUUUUCAAAAUCCUGAAAACUCUCUUGUUCAUGCUGCAAAAUCUUCAAGCGAAAUUCUAUUAAUAUACAUUCCUCAACAGCCUAAAAAAUACAGUAAUUUGAAUAACUUUCAAAAACUCCAACUUACUGUCCAGAACGAAUGGAUAGAAUCGAUUCUUUGAUAAAUGGUAUGGCAGGUCGGCGCGUUCGAUGCGGCCACCUACACGGAUAAGUCCCUUUUCAAGAAAAGGAGACAAUGACGUGAGUCUACUGCGACUUGGAAGAGGUUGCUUGGCGUUUAGCUUGUCGAAUUCCUUCGGGUAGGUUUCGUGUUGAGCCUUCCCGCCUAAUUGAUUUAUGAAAUCUCUUUUAUAGUUGUCUAUAAAGUAAUCAUCAGGAAAGGAUAAGUCUGCCAGCAAAAUUGUCAAAUUUUUUUUUCAACAAAUUUUCUAAUUAGGAUACAUUUAUGUGGGAAAAAUGUCCUAAUAUGCUUCAUGCGCGUAACAGAAAAUGACAACUACAUCACAGUUGUUCACCUGGAAGUAAUUCAGAAAUGAUACACCCCCAAUAUACAUAAGUAGUUUAUAGUGGCUGUAGAAAAGUUCCUCAGAAAAGUUGAAUGCAUAGAUUCAAAUGAAGGUAUUUAUAUGUAGGUACUUUCCAUGGAAUUUUUCCAAACUUGGAAAAUUCAACAAAUUCAACUCUUUAUCAAAGUGAAUUAUCAUCACAAUUUAUAAGAAAUUACCUACUGAGUGCUACAUCAAAUGAAGUGUAGCUCAUCCAGCUGACUUGGAUUGUUUUACCUACGUUGUUGACAGUUCCUCUCUUGCUCUCUUCUUCUCUCUACUUCUUGCUCUGGCGUUCUUUCUCCCGUCCUCGUUCUUGAUUUCGGCGCUCCGGAUCCGCGUUUGCCAUCUUCUGGACUCUGAAAAAAAUGCUGACAUGUAGAAUAAACUAUAUGUUUAUGUACAUGUGUACGUACAUAAUAAUUAUGCAUGAUAUAUUAAAUACUUGUAUGUACAUAAUAUAAGUAUUAUACAGUAUACUUAAUGUAGGUAAAUCAAUGAUUAUGAAUUGUUUUUUUUUGGACUCUUUUUCAUAAGAUAUUGAGUAAGGGAGAAUGAAGAUGUGUUAACGGUAAAGGUAGUUACUGUUGUUUCGGAGUUAAUAGGGAAAAGGAAGAAUAAGAAAAGGAAUUGUUGCCGCCAGAUUUCUCGAUCUUGCUGUAAUUUGCACCGGUUCUUUCAGCUCUACCAGUUUGUCUGGCAUGGUCGUAAUGGCAUGGACUUCAGGUAAUCUAAUAAAUUGUUCGUAAAUGGCUGCUCGUUCAAUUGGGAUCCAUUGGAUAUUCAUUGACUUAUUAUCCGCAACUACAAAUCCCUUGCAUAGCGUCCCAUUUUGCUCCUAUUUCAUUUUUCAAAAAUUUGAAAGUUUAUUAUGGCUCCUCAUUAAAAGUAGGGUAAGAACACAUUAUGAUUCACUCUUAACUGAACAAAAAUAACUAAAUCUUAAAGAAAAAAUGGAAACAAUAAUUACGUACAUAAUUAAGGAGAUAUUAUAAUUGGAGCAUCUUGAUCCAAUAUUGUGUUUUGAAUUUUCACAUUCCACAACUUUGGAUGACUUACUCCUAAUCACCAUAGUAAUGAAAACAUUUCAGUGGUACUUGAAACACAUUUCAAAUAUUUUUUUAUCCAUUAAUAUUGUAGAAUAAUGCCAACUUGAAAAUUUUAGAACUAUUUCCAAUGUAUAGAGCUAUUUAUUGCUUACACAUAUUUUAGUUCUAAAUAUUUUUUUAAUUUAAAAAAAAAAUUAUUUACUACAUUACUCUCAACUUGAACAAUAUAAUUGUAAAUAUUAAAAUUAUGUAAGAACACAUUAUGAUUCACUAUUUACUUAAACAAAAAUUAACCAAAUCUUAAAGAAAAAAAUCAAAAUAAUACUUAAUUGUAAAGUAUGGAUCCAUUUUGUUGAAACUCACAAAAUGAAACUAACACUUGACUAAAUGAUGACAAUACUGCAACUAAAUUCAAUUUUCUGUUUGCUGGUAAUUUUGCCUGUUGUAUUUUCUUCUCUGCUUGGCCAUCGCCCAUUAGGAAUCCCCCCUGGUUUGAUUUUAUUGGUGAGAAUAUGUAUUCACCAAUGGAUUGCCAUAGCACAGUAAUUGGCUUUUCAGUUUUCUUGAUCUUCCUCCUCCAUAAUAUCUUUCAUUACUGUCUCUUCUAGAGCUGUCUCACAUUUUGCAAACUCUGAAUCCUUUUCAUAUCUCAUGGUUAUCCUCAGUCUGGCCUAUUUUCACCAUUGCGAUUUGUCCUUCUGGAGGCACGUACUGGAGUUGACUCUAUAGAAAGUUCCUCAACAAUGAUCUUCUGUUCUCACCUAAAAUUUUUACUUUUCAAUUGAAAACUACAUAGUUGAUGAUUUAAAUGAGGAACAUCAAUUGUUUUGGGUUCUUUGACACAAAUUAAGAAAAUAAGACAAACAAUUUAAAUUAUUUAUUAAUAUUAUACCGAAUACAUUGAUACGCAGUUUCCCCAUUUAUAGGCUUUGUGUAGAAGUUUUCAGUAACUAUACUAUGGUUCCCGUGGAUUCACAAAGAGCAUAAUCGCCUACUCUUGUUAUUUCAUUGUAAUUUGUUUUUUCUGGCAUAUCAUCCCAUUGAAUAACGCUGAUUACAGGUGGCGGUCUUGAUGCUGGCAAAUAAGCAUUAUAGAAUUAUAUUGCAGAUUUAUUUUUCCACUACAUCAUGUGUUUUUUAAUAAAACUGUGGUAUUCAUAUGGCGUAAUGUCCUCCUCUUCUGAACCAACAGCUACUGUGGUAAAUAUUAGGUGUAUCAUUAUUGUUGCAAUUAUGAUUACUUGGGUCAUCAUGUCCUUAAAGCAAAUCAAAAAUUUCAUUAGUACCUGUAGUGUUUAAAUACAAAAAAAGAUGUAGGUAGCUCUGGUAGCUGAAGUUAUCCACACCCACAAUAAAAUGCACACCACUGAUAUAGGCACACUGGCACAGUCCAGCCACACUAUAAAAAACCUAACUUCAUAAUUCCUGUAAAUUAGUUGUAAGUACACAUUAAACAUUGAUUCAUAUCCGGAAUCGUCAUACUGAAAGUGAGAUAGUUCACUAGCAAUCUAAUUUUUUGUACUCGCUGAAAUCAGACGUAAUGCUAGAUGAAUUUUCUCGGUGUGAAGGAAAUUGUCAAAUUUUGACAAUUUUAUGCAGAGAAUCUCCAAUAAAAAAAAAUCCUAUGCGAUAACAGGCAGUUUCACUUUUUCAGAUUUAUUAGUCGAUCGAUUUCUCAGUCGUUGUCUGAAUUUGUUGCGGACAAAUAUUUUGUGAAGAAGAAUUAUUUUCCCGAGUAUAUUUUUUUUUAAAAACUAAUUUUCCUCUACCUUUUUGUUUCAAAUAUUUUUGAAAUUUGGUUUGAAAUGAAAUUAAAUUCAAAUUGCACAAAAAAAGAAAGCUUCGAGGUGGUUUUGAUUGUAUUUAUUUUCUCUCAGUUUUUUCUGUGGUUCAAAAAUUCACUUUUAAUUCUCUCUCAAAAAAAAUUUAACCACACUAAAAAAAAAUCAAAAAUUGAUUAUAGUUUCACAAUUUUAGAUUUAAAAAAAUUUUUGAACGAGUUGAUGAAAAAUUUUCAAGAAUUUUUGACGAAAACCUUACGCAACGAUAUUCAGGUAAAUUUCACUAUUUUCAAAAAUGAUAAUCGCAUCACUAAUGUUUUAUCUGCGAUAUUGCAAUUUGUACUACAUUUUGACCUCCAAAUAUUCUGUAAUGACGGAAUUGAAUCCCGUCGUUCUUCCAAUGAUCUCUAUCACCUUCUCUGGCUUCUCUACUACCAAAAUAACAAAAGUAUUUUUCAUUCCGCCAUUAUUUUUUCCUCAUUCCUCAUUCACACUUUGCGGGAGUUAUUAAAUACAAAUUACCAAUAUUAAGUGAUUAGUAAAAUACCCCCGCUUACAUUACAGAGAUUAAAAGUCCAACUCUACAACACAAAACAAUGAUGUAUUUAUGUAUUCGCUCAAAAUAAUGUCUGUCGUAUUUUUUGAAAUUCUUCUUCAUCAAAAUCGGAAAUCUUUUUUCUGCUGGUGUGAAUACUAAAUACUAAUACUAUUUCAGAACCACGUCAGUCUGACAUUCAGUCUUUCACUCUUUCUGAUCAAUAAUCAAGUCAUGUCAUAUUGGCCUUUGUUCACAUUCAUUCAUUACAAAGUGAGACUUUAAUUAAUAAUUACACUCCUGUUGAAAGAAACUUUGAGAAAACAUCUAAUAUUAACCAAUGAUUGGACUCAUGGAGUCUUCAUGUAUGAAAUUAUGAAUAUUUCAUGCGCCUAAGUGUAUGUUUAAACGGUGCACUUUAUGAAAGACAAUUUACCUCAAAUUCCAAGUUGAGAUCAAAUUUAGUUGUCUUAUUUUGGAGUCAAAAUGUUGAAUGAAAAUAAAUAAUUAAGUUAGUAUAAGAGUUUAGAGUAGAAAUUAGAAAAGAAUACAGAAAAUAGAAAUGGAAUGGAAAAAAGGCGGAAUGUAGCGGCAAAAAUUCUUAUCAGCGAGUGAUAGGACAUAGAGACCGCUGAGCGAAUAAAGAGUUGAACAUAACGAACAAUUUGUGCAGUUCGGAAUAUUUGGCAGAUCAAAAAUGUAGUACAAAUUGCAAUUUCGCGUUUUUUCCUCACCAAAGGGAGAAGUAACGAAAAUGAAAAUGAAAACAGAGAGACAGAAAACGUUUACAAGCACAAUAUACACGAUUUUUAGACAGAAUUCGAAUAUAAAUUUUUCAUAAUAUUUGUGCAUGAAUCUAAUUUGUAGGUAUAUGGCGAUUACUUACUCGAAUCUAAUUGUGGAAUUUAGCGUUGAGGUCAAUAAAUCUUCAGUACCAUCGGUUUUGCCACUUUUUCCGAAGCACUUUUGAAGAAUCCAAUUGAAUAUUUUACUGAAGCAACACUUUUUUUGUUAAUUAUCUGAACAACUCAUGUCUUAUGAUUCUACCUUCUUUUAUGUUUUCAUGGUUUUUGCUAUCUUCUGGCUGAUGAAAGGAUGUUUUCUUCUUUUAUUUUCCUAUGUUAACGGACAUGUGAUAUUUGUAAAUGAAAAAAAAUGGCUUACUUGACAUUCGCAAUUUGUACUACAAAACAUAAAUGGCUUACUUGGCAUUCACAAUUUGUGAUAUUCCAUAACCAACAAGAUAUUGAUGAUGUGGCUGAUCUGACACCACAGAAUCUGCCUCCCCACUUGCAACAUUUGAAUAUAAGAGAUGCUCUGGAGUAGGUAACAUCCUACAACAAUAGUUAUUAUUGUGGUAUACGAUUAAAACAUGAUGAUGGUAAAAUAUGAUGUAAUAAUUUGGAUCAAUAUUAACUAUACUUCAGAAAUCUACAGGCUCGAUUUGAGGACUCCUCAGCUUCCAUAAUUUUUUAAAAUCAUUUUUAAUAAAAUAAUAAUAGGUAAGUAAUGCUUAAUAAAUUCAAUAUUCACCUUAGUUGUCUGUUUCAAAGGGAUUGACUGAUUCCCAGUUUGAGCAUGACCAAACACUUUUCUUCAAGUCAUUAUAAGUGCCCUCGAAAUAUAUCGCCAUAAGCAUAAUACCUAUUGGGGGUAUCUAUGUAUAUCCUAAGGAGAAAAAAAUUAAUUAAAAUAGAAAUUUAGAAGAAUUAUAAUAAUAAAACUUACAACGGAUCAGGGACCACUUCAGGAGUAGGAUAUCUGGUUUUUUUUUCAAUUUUCUCAUUUGGUAAAUUAUACUCAUCAAAUUCCAUAGAUUUAUCGGAAACAGUUUCACUAUACAAAAAAGUAAAUUCAAAUUUGAAAAUUUAUAAAAAUUAAAAAAUAUCACUAUAUUUUAGGUUACACCUAAUACCUAAAAAUUAUUUAUACUUACUCAGUGACAACGUUCACAGUUUCUUCUCCAUCAGUGCAACUUUCAAUUCCACAACCCUCAAAACAUGAAAUUCCUUCAAUUAGUGCACUGCAACUUUCAUUUCUGUAAAAAAAAAACACAAAUUGAAAAUUUAUAAAAAUUAAAAAAUAUCACUACAUUUCAGUUUAGGCCUAACACUUAAAAAUGAUUUAUACUCACUCAGUGACAACGUUCACAGUUCCUUCUCCAUCAGUGCAACUUUCAAUUCCUUCUCCUUCAAUUAGUACACUACAACUUUCAUUUCUAUAUAAAAAAAAAACAAUAGUAUUAGUAUAAUUUAAAUCUAUCUAGUUAGGCUAUCAAAAAUCAUAAGUAUUAACACACUGGUAUAGCAAACAAAAUAAUUUACAAAAAUUCUAGUGUACAUGUAUGCAUAGUAAUUUAUGAUCUACUCACUUUUUUGUCUUCAACAAAGAAAAUGUAUCAUGUACAUUUCAGAAUCCAUACAAUUCUUCUUCUUCAUUGCUCGAUGGUCCUCCCAUAUAACUUUUGCUGUAAAAAAAAACAUCUAUCGCACGUGACUGGUUAGGGCCGAACAGAGAACCAAGAUUGAUAUUAAAAACCAAUGCAGCAUAAUAUGAGUAACUGGCCCUCGCCACCAAUAUGCAAAAAUUGAAAACUUAUCUAUUAGUUAUUGUGAUGAUGAUUCAGCUAUGAGAUAACAAGUUGAAUUGAAUUUUGAUGGUCUUUGGGCAUAUUCCCAAUACACCAAAUUUUUCAUUCCAUCAUCAAAUGGCCGGAUCCAAAGUAUUUUAGGUCGAUGGUUUGUACUAUGCAAAGAUCAGAAUUAGCUGCAUACAAUAAACGCAAACAAAAAGUUCUGUUUUUUCUAAAGCAGAAAUUCGAUUUCUUCAAUCAUUAUGCCAGUUCGUUUUUUUUAUAAAAGAAAACAAAAUUUUUAAAAAUUUGAAAUUUAAAAUGAUCAUUUUUUUUCAAAUUCAAACAUUUUUUUUCAAAUUCAAACCUCACAUACUUACUCAAUAUCUGAAAAAGUAGCUGAACUUGUGUCAAAAAAUGACAUAGCAGCCCCUGUUGUUUUUGAGGCCUUAAUUUUAUUCAACUCUUGCUGAUAAGUAUUCCUAAUACUUCUUAGCUUCGUUUUAAUUUCAUCCGAAACAUGUCAUUGUUUCUGAGCUCCAUAAUCAGCCCUUCAAAGGCUACAGCUCGUUUUGUUGAAUCCUUAUAAUUAGGAUCCUUCAUAUUAUACAUAUAUUAAAGGAAAUUUUUUGAAACAUGACAAAAAUAUGGUAAUCUUCUGAAAAUUCCACUUUUCCUUCUCCAUUUUAAAUAAUUAAUUAUUAAUAUUUUUUAAAAUGUCACCACCAAAUGGAAUCACUAAUUCACUAUCAAUCAAAUCAAUCAAUGUGAUUUCUCCAGUGUGCUCCAGUGAUUGAUAACACAAAAAUCUUGUCGCUUCGGAUGUUUGUAUGAUCCCUCGGAGCGUACAAACAUCCAAAACAACAGCAAGUACUUGCAAAAGUUGAAAAUAUUUCAACCAUCAGCAAGUACUUGACAGUAGCUCUCAAGUUUACUUGACUAGUAAAUUUCACUAGAAAAGUUACUUGAUCAAGGAACUUGUACCUAGUAAACUUGCCCAGUGAAAUAUCCACUUUAGGUUCACUAGGAAUUCCGCUUGUGGAUUCACACUUUCACACUACCGCUAGGUAUGAUAGGUAUGAUCGCAUAAUAUUCUCCACAUAAAUUACAAAUAACCACACAGUCGUUGAAAUUGAAAAACUCUCACUUGAUAACUGAUCUACUGUGAUUGCACUCAUUUUGAGAGGAAUUAGUUUUUGUAAUAAAAUUUAUCAAUUUCAACCGCUUCAGGCCAAAACUCCUUACCUAAACCACUUUCCCGUAAAACUGUUUUGGCUCUUUCCACUAUUGUCCUAUUCAAUCGCUCAGCACAACCGUUCUGCUGAGGAAGAAAAGGCAAUGAUUACUGUAAUGGAUACCACGAUUCCUACAAUAAUCUUUCAUCUCGUUACUUACAUAUUCGCCUCCGUUAUCACAACGUAGCACACAUACAUUUUGACCAUACUGAUUAAUGAGAAGAGUAUGAUUCAGUUUUUGGCACAAAAUUCACUUGUUUGAAGGCUACCAUGACCUUUCUUGUCCAUUGUAGUGACAGAUUAUACAACCUACCUACCCAAUUAAACAAUAUAUGUCAUCAUGACAGAGUCUACUUUAAUUUUCAACUAAGGUUUUGAAAAUAAAUUUCUUCGUCAUCAAAACUAUAACGAAUGCUGAGCAUAAUUUCAAUCAUAAAAAUUGCGAAAUCAUAAUACAUUUUUUACCACUGAUCAGUCUCAGAAUCACAGAUCUACGCUUUACCAAUGGAACACAUAAUCGAUAGCUUAAGGUAAGGAAAUAUAGAACAUUUCAUGAAUAAAUACAUAGUCGAUAUUAUCUAUAAAUUUCAGGAGGAGAAACGCUAGAACACUUACGUGCUCUGUGUUUUCUCAUCCCCCUGAAAUUCCAGGCGGCUCGGAUAAAACUGAAGUACAGUAUUUAAGUUCUUCAGCGUAUUAUAUUGGAUAUUACUUUGCAAAUCUUCGAACCAGCGGACAUAAAAGGGGAAUAGCCCCCUAAAUCGGUCAGAAAAAACAAAAUUUGGGGGGAUGGCCCCUCCAUUUCUCUUCGCUCUGGCCAAAUUCGUUAUAUGAGUCUGUGAAAAACAAAAACAUUUUAGAAAAAAUUAUAAAAAAAAAAUACGCAUAAAUAAACAACAUUUUUUAUACCAAAUUUUGCCAAUAAUAGGCAUUAAAAAAGUGGCACCGGUAACUAGAACAAUAUAUCUCUUCAAUAAUGUCCGUACAAAAUCGUGUAGCAUGACACGAUUCAUGUUCGUAUGACAAUCGCCGAUCCACCAUACGCCCUCUUACACAUGAAGCUACCGGUGGCCCAUAGUGGCAAAAUCCUGAUUUUUUUGGCUGCUUAACGUCUAUAACCUCGGGUAAAGUAGUGUCUCCAGAAACCAAACUAAUGUUCCAUUUCUUGGGAACUGAGAAAGACUACAACAAAAAAAACAAGAGAAAAAUAAAUACAAUAAUAACAAGAAGAAAAAUGCAAAAAUACAACAAAAAUUAAUAGUCUCACCAAAAUAUCUGGCCUACAGGGCCGUAAACGGACUGGCAAAAUUUCUGCCUCCAGGAAACUUUUUUCACAGAAUUAUCCGCAACUACAAACAAACAAAAAAUGUUUGAUAAAAACAAAAUUUUUUUUGCUCAAAAUUUUUGGUCAGAUUUCUUACUAGCAGUUUCAGAAUCCUCGAAUACUUUUCCUACUCCAUCUGGCACCACUUUCUCGACUACAUUUACCACUCCAUCUGGUACCACAUUCUCGACUACAUUUACCACUCCAUUUGGUACCACAUUCUCAACUACAUUUACCACUACAUCUGGCACCACAUCUCUAUUUUCUUUAAAAAUGAAUAAAUAUAAGUCAUGAAUAAAAAAAUCGAAUCAAAAUAUGAUAAAUAUCAUUAAAAUUUUACCAUUUUCCAAAGACGAUCCCAUAUUUUCAGAGCCAACAACAAAAAAACUGCCGAGCCCUUCAAAAUCAAUUGACUCAUUUUGAUUAUCGAUACCAAAAUCUAGUGAUUUUAAUAAAAACAUAUUAAUCCAGUUCACUAUAUUUUAGAAAAAAUAAUAAUAAUAAAUACAAUAAAAUAGAAUAAAAACUAUGUUUACCAUCAGAAGCAUUUGAAUUUAUUUAAUGAAUACUUCACAUUUGGCGGGAAACUGAUAGGGGGAGCGGUACAAUCUUUUGCCAUAUGACUUCCUAAUUUCCCACAAUUGUAGCAGGUCAUUCUCGGAUUUGUACACUGUGCCACAGUAUGGUUUGGCUUUGAGCACAGAAAGCAGAUGACUUUUCUGGUGUUUUGAGAUUUUUCAUCAGAACCAUUUGAACCACCUCCUUCAACCUUGAUAGCUGUUCCUGGACCUUCAGUUGGCCCUUCGUUAGUCCUUGCCUUGGACUCCUUAUCGCUGGAUUCGAGUCCCAACGCCAAUUUCUUUAUUUCAUCAAAUGCAAUAUCAUUAUUUGAAUCGAACCUUCUGCAGCAUUCUGAAAACCUCUCCUUGAUGGCUAUGCAGUAGUUUCCAACAAUUUUCUGGGGUUCUAGCUUUACCCCCGACGCAAUUAAUCGUUUCGUUUCCGCUUGAAACCGAUUGGUAAAUUUACGAAUAUCUUCCUCAUCACAUAUUCUUCUGAGCCACUUCUAAUUGUACAUAUAUAAUGAUAGCAUAGAUUAACAAUGUGUUUUAGAGAUUGUGAUUCUUCGGACUUGGCUACACUUAUAGCGGAUGUGCAAUCCUCAUACAUUAUCAGUAAUAGUUUAUUCACAUAAAAAAUAUUAACAAUUUGGUCGGUUAUGGACGAUGACAAUGUUGUGUGUCCUACGAUGUAUUGAACGCGACUAAAAUGACCAAUCCACCAACGAUAUAUUCAUUAGUGGAUGGUUUCCGCUAAAACUGGUGAUCAACAGUUUCAGCGGAAAUGUGGCAUGGUUGCCUUGAAGUACCACGUGCAACUUUGUACAUGCAAAGUUGCACAUCAGCGAAUUUUGUAUCUGCCAAUGCGAUUUGCACAUCAGCAAAUUUUGUAUCUGCCAAUGCAAUGGCGUGAUAUUUUAGCCAUCACAUUGGCCUAAGAAGUCAUUCGGCGGCUCAUAUCUUCUGAUAAAAACACCAGUCGCCGAAUAUGGCGUGAUUUUACAAUGCCACAAUCGUAACACUUUAGAAAGGUCAAUGUCAUAUGUAUGUACUAUGAAUCUAAUUUGUAUAUGGCGAUUACUUACUCGAAUCUAAUUGUGGAAUUCAGCGUUGAGGUCAGAAAAUCCUCAGUACCAUCUUUUUUGCCACUUUUGCCAAAGCACUUUUGAAGAAUCCAAUUGAAUAUUUUACUGAAGCAACACUUUUUUGUUAAUUAUCUGAACAACUCCUUAAUAAUUCAAUCAUAAAUUACCAUUUAAACAUUUAUAAUUAAGCAUAAUUUUCACAAUUUGGACAUGUGAUCACAUUAUUAUCUCCUUCAAUUAAUCCCAGGCAUUCUUCAUGCAUAAAAACUGUGACAUUUUUGGCAGUCGCAUGUCUUAUGAUUCUGCCUUCUUUACAUAGGAUGCAAAACAUGUUUUCAUGGAGGCUGACGAAUGGAUGUUUUCUUCUUUUAUUUUCCUAUCAGUUUGAGCACGACCAAACACUUUUCUUCAAGUCAUUAUAAGUGCCCUCGAAGUAUAGACACAUGUCUUGCUUAGGGAUUUUCCACUUUGGGGAGAUGUUUUGAAUGUUCUGUACUUCAUUUUUUUAAAUAUGACAUCGAACCAAACUCCAUUAAAAAACUCCAUAGUAACCUCGAUGUCUUUAAUUGAGGCAUCCAUACAGGUCAUAUGCUGCCUGUAUGCAUUGAUGUAAUCAAAAUCAAAAAUUGCCAAGAUGUCAGCUACUUCUGCAAGUACAGCAGUCAUGGCAUUCAAGCGGCUUACAAGUUUUCCACCAACCUAAAGCAAUGACAAACAGGAUUUUUGAAUGGGUAGUUGAAAAACAACUACAGGUUGAUAUGUUGCAGCAUGCAUAAUAACCUAAUGAUAAUAUGUGGGUACCACCAAUAAUAGUAGUUACUUACAUUGGAGACGUUUUGAAUGUUUUGAAAGUUCUGUAAUUGUCUUCAUUUUUUUAAAUAUGACAUCAAACCAAACUCGAUUAAAAAACUCCAUAGUAACCUCGAUGUCUUUAAUUGAGGCAUCUGUACAGGUCAUAUGCUGCCUGUAUGCAUUGAUGUAAUCGAAAUCAAAAAUUGCCAAGAUGUCAGCUACUUCCGCAAGUACAGCAGUCAUGGCAUUCAAGCGGCUUACAAGUUUUCCACCAACCUAAAGCAAUGACAAACAGGAUUUUUGAAUGGGUAGUUGAAAAACAACUACAGGUUAGGUUAGGUUAGGUUAUUAUCAAAAAAACAUUUUAUGAAUUGAAAAAAGUGCCUGUUAGGGCUAUUGUUCUCAAAAUGAUGUUUUGAAUAAAAUUAUCAAAUAAACUGAUGAUGAAUUCGCUACUGUGGCGGCUUUCAUUCUUAGAAGUCAGAAUGAUGUUGUUUUGAAUAAAAUCAUCAAAAAAACUGAUUAUGAACUUUAAAAAGAGUUUCUGUGGUAGCUUUCAUUCUUAAGAAUGAUGUUGUUUUGAAUAAAAUUAUCAUAUAGACUGAUGAUGAAUUUGAAAAGAGUACCUGUGGUGGCUUUCAUUCUCAGAAUGAUGUUAUGUUGGAGGAUAAUAAACUUAUUGAGAUAUGGAAAUGCACAAAUAACCACUGGAUAUAAUUCAAUAAACACAAUGCUAUUUUAUGGCAUGCGUAAUACUCGUAACCAAAUAAUAAUUGCUAUGUAUGCGGGUACCACCAAUAAUAGUAGUUACGUACAUUGGAGAUGUUUUGAAUAAAAUUAUCAAAAAAACUGAGUAUGAAUUUAAAUGAGUACCUGUGGCAGCUUUCAUUCUCAGAAUGAUGUUGCUUUGAAUAAAAUUAUCAAAUAAACUGAAUAUGAAUUUAAAAUUGACUAACAUGAUCCAAAUGUGUGUGGUUUGAGGGUGAGAGAAAAAAAUUUUCAACUGUUGACCCAUCAAGAGUGACAAGUCAUUUGAAAAAUCAACUUUUUAGCAUUUUUGAAGGUUCUUUACGCUAAAUAUUUUGAAAAAGUAUAUGGUUUCUAUCUUAUCUGUAGAUGUGGUAAACAUAGGUACCCUAUUAUUUUAUUUACGAGUACCUACAAUUGCACAAUUUUUUGGGGGCAAAAUUUUUCUAUAUUUAAAAAAACUAGAAAAAUUGAAUAGAAACAGAACUUGUGAGGAAAAAUACCUAUGGAAUUUGAAGAAAUGGAUUUGAGCAAACGGAUUUGAGCUAAAGAAUUUCAGCACAAGGAUUUCAGCAAUCUCGGCAAACAUCCGGAUUUCAGCUAACAGAUUGCGACAAACAUUUGUUUUUAGGAUCGGUCACUUAUUCGCGCCAUCAAGGGUACGAACCACACGAACAAGGGACACAGUCCUACCAACUGCGCCAAAAAUGUUAUGGUUGCGAAGGAAAAGAGAACACAAGAUAAAAACAAUAAUAUAUUGAAUUCAUAGGAGUACAAAAAUUGGAACUAAUCUAUCAUUGUUUUUUGGCUGUAUUUAUAUAUAAGAAAAAUAGAAUAAGGUGACAAUUGAGAUGUAAACAUAGUUCUUAAGAAUCAGGAUGAUAGAUAAACAACAGUUUCCAUAGGUAAUUAAAAUAUAGGUGAUUAAUACUUAAUAGACAUAGGCGAAUUGGCUAUAAUACGAGUAGGUAGGUAUACAACAAAUAUGUAGGUAAAUUAAGAGUAAUUAAGAGUAAUUAAGAGUAGGCUAUAACAAUAUGAGCACCGGAACCAUCAGCCACAAUAUGCACUUCAGUACCAUCCUGAUCUGCUGCUAACAUAAUGAUGCGCUGCUUCAAUACCAGACAUCUUGCAUUUUAUGAUAUCUCCUUUCCAUUUUUGUUCAUGGUAUUGAUAUUGUUAAGAGUUGAAAAGACAUCAUAAAUCACAUUAUCAGCUUCAGCAUCUGGUCCACCUGUAAAAGCUGUAAUGAAACGAUUUUGGUGAAUAGUUUCCUUAUUCAUUUCCUUAUUCUUAUUAAAGUGGUUUCUGGCUUUUUUAUAAGCUUUAGCACCAUCUUCCAGGUCAUUCUUGACCUCAUGUGUGGUUUGAUACUCAUCAGGCACAUCUAUGCCAUUAUCCGAAAAUCCGUAACAAUAUUUAAAUAUUCCAACAAAAAUGUCUUUUGAGCGUUUUUCAAAUAUUUUGAAGUCAAAGUUGGGUCAUUAAUAUCACGAUUAUUUUUAAGAUUUACAAAAUUUGUGUCAUGCGACUUAUCAAAAUGGGUCAACAUUUUUUGAGAAAUACCACAUAUUUCAACGAAAAUGUUUUUUGACCAUUUUUAAAGAUCCUUGGGCCCAAAAUUGGUUCAGAAAAUGUCGUAACCCUUUUAAAUUAUCAUUUAUCGCACGUGACUGGUUAGGGCCGAACAGAGAACCAAGACUGAUAUUCUGAAAAACCAAUGCAGCAUAAUAUGAGUAAUACACACAAUCACUUACAUUGUCUGGCCCUCGCCACCAAUAUGCAAAAAUUGAAAAUGUAUCUAUUAGUUAUUGCGAUGAUAAUUCAGAUAUGAGAUAACAAGUUUAAUUGAAUUUUGAUGGUCUUUGGGCAUAUUCCCAAUACACCAAAUUUUUCAUUCCAUCAUCAAAUGGUCGGAUCCAAAGUAUUUUAGGUCGAUGGUUUGUACUAUGCAAAGAUCAGAAUUAGCUGCAUACAAUAAACGCAAACAAAUAGUUCUGUUUUUUUAAAGCAGAAAUUCGAUUUCUUUAAUCAUCAUGCCAGUUCAUUUUCUUUAUAAAAGAAAACAAAAUUUUAAAAUUUAAAAUUUAAAAUGAUCAUUUUUUUAAAAAUUCAAACCUUACAUACUUACUCAAUAUCUGAAAAAGUAGCUGAACUUGGGACAAAAAAUGACAUAGCAGCCCCUGUUGUUUUUGAGGACUUAAGUUUAUUCAACUCUUGCUGAUAAGUAUUCCUAAUACUUCUUAGCUUUGUUUUAAUUUCAUCCGAGGUGGUAAUGUUCAAAAACGUGUCAUUGUUUCUGAGCUCCAUGAUCAGCCCUUCAAAGGCUACAGCUCGUUUUGUUGAUACCUUAUAAUUAGGAUCCUUCAUAUUAUACAUUAAAGGAAAUUUUUUGAAACAUGACAAAAAUUGGGUAAUCUUCUGAAAAUUCCACUUUUCCUUCACCAUUUUAAAUAAUUAAUUAUUAAUAUUUUUUAAAAUGUCACCACCAAAUCGAAUCACUAAUUCACUAUCAAUCAAAUCAAUCAAUGUGAUUUCUCCAGUGUGCUUCAGUGAUUGAUAACACAAAAAUCAAAGGGAUUGACUGAUCCCCACUUGACAGUUUUAUAACUGUGGACACUCAAUGUCACACUCGUAAAAUUAAACUGUUUCUUACAAAUACUCAAAUGGCUAAUGAUUCAUUUUUCAAGUGAAGUUGCAAAGUACAUAGGUAAGUAUAUGAAAUUGGGAAGUAUUACACAGUUUCAAUAAAUAAAGCAACAUGUGCUUUUAAACAUUUACGUCAGCCUCAUAUAAAGAGGCAACAGCAGUAACCUGGCUAAUUGUUUUCCAAUAGUCAUUUUCCAGGCUUUCAAAAUUAUUGAAUUUGGGGACAGCUGGGGAAAUAACUCACCACCAAUAAUACAUAUUGAUAACUGAUCUACUGUGAUCAUACCUUACCCAUUUCAAAGGGAAUUGAUUUUUGUUAUAACAUCUAUCAAUCUCAAGAGAUAAACAUGCUGUGAGAUGUUUGUAGUUGAUUUCACUAAAUAAAGCAAUUGGUGUUUUCACUGUUUUCAAACAUUUUGAAAAAAUCUUCAAUAAUACUGUAUAUGAAUGUGUAUUCAGAUCCUCUAAUAUUUGAGUUUUCUGCCAUUCUGACUAUCACUACUCAGGGUACUAAAUUAUUUUUUUUGAUUUUACACUUUAAUUACGUUACAGGGGACGUGGACGUAGGACUGGAUGUGCGAUGUCGAUGUGAUGUGAUUUUUCAAUAAAUUAUCAACAAGCAGAGUUCAACGAGUACCUAGAUCCGAAAAUUAUCCCGGUUCUAUUCGAAUUUUCAUUAUUUCAUACAAAUACCGCUAGGAUCGCUAAAUAAAUGUUGUAGAUUUGUCGAAUGUCCACCUGGCCAAAGAAUUUUCCAUCGGAUGUCACCGUGUCACUAGUGAUGCCCUGUGAUUAGGGCACUAUAACAGGGGGUAUGCUGGUCAGCCAUUUUCUUGCGAGACUAUCCUACUUAGCAUAGAAACUCCGUAAGAACGCAUACAAUUUUUCGUGUGAAAAAUGCAAUUUUUUUGAUCGUUCGCGAGUUCGGGUGAUCUGUUGUCAGGGCUUGAAAACCGGAUAGGUUUUUUAAAAUAUUAUCUCUCUCGUUCCGGUUUUGCUUAAAGGGUUUUAUUUCAAAGGAAACGGUUUUGGUUUCGGUUUUUUCCUUUUUUCUUCAUUUUUCAGGGAUGAUCCAAUUGCAGGGGUGCUAACCGAAACCCAAACAAGAACCUAAUUUUAGCCAUUUUCAAACCCUAACUGAAAACAAAAACCGAAAUUUCAUAGGUUUUUUAAAAACUGUAAAAAACCAUAACAAUAAAAAUGAAGCAGAGUGAGUGAAACCAAAACCUAAACCGAUAUAAUUUAUUUUGGUUUUUUUCGGUUUUCAGUUUGGGUUUUUUCAGGUUUUUCAAUUUUUUUGGGGGGAUUUUUUCACUUUUUUUGACUUUUGUUUACAAAUUUAUGUACCUAUUAAAAAAAUUAUACAAAUUAUUGUUCUUGAAAAAUAUAUACUUUUUUAGAAUUAAUAUGAAAUUAAUAUACUUUGUUUCCUGAGAUUGAGAAAUUUUGAAUUGAAGAUGUUUGAAAAAAAAAAUUAUGUAAAACCGAAAAAAACCGAAAACCAAAACUGAAACCAAAAUUUUUAUAAAUGAGAUCAAAACCGAAACCGAAACCCGAAAUUUUGAAUUUCAAAACCAAAACCAAACUGAAAACUGAAAAAUUUCAAGGAAAAAUUGGAGUGAAACCGUAAUCGAAAUUAAAAUAAUUAAGGUUAGCACCCCUGCCCAAAACACAUUUUUCGCCAUUUUCUCCCCCGCAUUGCAUUUUAGCGAAUGAAUGCCCUAUCCAAGUAGCACUACAAUUUUUAUUUUGUCCGGAACAGGAAUCGCUGAAGAAUCGGAUACAUUUUAUAUUAUCAUUCUUCAGUAAAGGUUUGAUAUUAACACUAUUCAAAAAAUCAAGCAGGCAGGAAAUGAUCUUGUUAGAUCCUCUAGAAUAUUUGGUUUCAAGCCACCUAUAUGUAGACAGAAAAGUAUGAUGUAAAUAAGCUGAUAUUGAAAAUGGUCAAAUUUAAUUAAAUUUAUCUAACCUGUAAAAAUAUACUGUGGACAUGUUCAACUGUUUCUUUGAAGUAUGGAUUAUGAUUCCAAAAGUAUAAUACCAUAGCUGACAAGCGUAGUAUGCCUCACUGAUCUCCGUUUUGGGCAGUGGCUGGUUCUGCAUUAAAUCAAAGUUGAUUACGAUCAUAUAUAUCAUCUGGCCAUGUGUUCAGUUCUCAUAAAAGCGACACGCUUGGAGCUUACUACAAUCUUAAAUCUAAAACUAAAUUUUUUAGUAAAAACAUAAAGAAAAUUGCACUUUUGUCAAAAGUAAUCAUUUUUGUUGAUGAGCACAAAGGGCAUGAACCCUUUCUGUUCCCACAACGCGACGCUCUGAUCACAUCUAGAUGAUCACGUCUAGAGGCUGUUUGAUGGGUUCGCCUAACUCUAGGAUUGUGUCUAGAAUAUUGAGAUUCUGUCAGUCAGCAGAGUCUAGUGUACGUAGUUUGCCUAUGCAGUUGCACUAGAUCAGUGACUUCCAGUUAUUGAUCUCUCUUUAUUGCCCUUUUCAAGAAUCAGGACAGUGUUACCAGACUUCCACAGGGAGGGUACCUACUUACAGACAUUUCUUGCAUGUUUUUUUGCUACGUUUGUUAAUUCUUUUAAAUUUUACUGAAAAUCCAUUGCUUUUGAUGGACAAUUUUCAUUGAUUUAAAUGUUGUUUUUAAGUAAUGAAAACAUGAAAAAAAACAUGUUAAAAUUGAUAAAACUUGACAAAUAGGUACUAAAAAAAAAAAAGAUGAAUCUAGACAAACUUUGUUAAAAAUUGCAUGAAAAAUGUUAGAAUUAAAAUGGAUGAAAUCAAUACCUACAUACAUAAUGAUGAGUAUGAGAUCUCAUAGAAAAGUUGAAAAAAAACUUACCACAGAAAUUUGUGAUGAGUGUUGCACUGCUGAUAUUUGUUAACUCGUUAUCCCUGUGAAAGAGCUAAUAAGACACAUGUUACCAGAACUCUUAUUAUAUCCACUUAUUUAUGCUUUAAUUAAGCCUCACUUGUGUACAACUGGUGUAACUAUACUGUUUAUUGUUCCUGUGACAUUUGUUAACUCAUUAUCCCUGUGAAAGAGCAAACAAGACCUGUUCUUCUUUUUGUAAUGGAUUUUUCAACAGGUGGUAAGCUGAAGUAUCCCCAUUUUUUUGUAUCAACAUGUACUUCUUUUUUAGAGCAUUUUAUGAACUUAUCUAUUUCAAUUUCUUCAUCCUCAAAUUUUAACUCAAAUAUACUAGGUAAAGUUUCAGAAUCGUUCAUCUUGUAUGGACACAAUGACCAAAAAUAGGUAAUUAUUUAUUUAAAAAAACCUAAUCUUCAUCAUCACCUAAAUAAACUUUCCAAUGACCAAUAACUGAAUUUAAAGAAGUAAAUUCCCACCAUACUGUGAGGAUGGACCUCUGGACCAUAACAAUGAGUACAUAAUUUUUUUCAUUUUUUUACUUAUUUAUAUUUUUGAAACCCACAUGAUAAAAUGGUGUACAGGCAUUUUUCUUUUAAUGAGUAUGAUUCAUAAUGCGUAUGCAUUUCUAAAAAUCUACAUUUCUCACAUAUUUGUACUUUAUUAUAUUUAUAACCAUAAAUAUUUCUAACUUUUUGGCUUAUUUGAGUAUCAAUAAAAUUUUUGUGCACCGAACAACGACGACUAUGAAUAGGCAUUCAGUCGGAAACCUACUCACAUGUUACCAGAACUCUUAUUGUAUCUACUUAUUUAUGCUUUAAUUAAGCCUCACUUGUGUACAACUAGUGUAACUAUACUGUUUAUUGUUCCUGCUGGUAGGGUAGAAGUGUUGGCAGCUGUGGGUGUAGUACUGCUGAUAUUUGUUAACUUGUUAUCCCUGAGAUAGAGCGAACAAGAUUGCCCAUCUUUUCAGCCACAGGCAGUUUACUUUUCCCUCUUGUUUCCUUCAUUUUUUCAUUAUCACUGUAAUUCACCUGCUUCAUCAACUAAACCCAUCUGUGGGUCCAUUGUAAAAAAAAUUUUGUCUAUUCUAUUUAUACCUGUGAAGUUUAUUCUCCACAAGCAGGGACAAAUAAAGUUUUGCAAAUUCACACAUCUUUUGGUUUGUGUGGAAAGAGUCUUCUAUUGGGUGUGUGAAAACAUAUCUAAAAUUUACCUAAUGAAAUGAAUAAUUAAUAACAUUCAUUAAAAUUAUUCAAAAGUCUAAAUUUUAUAAUCAAAAAUAAGGAUAAUUAAUAUUUUAGAAAACAAACCAACAUGUUGUUGCUAAUACACUUCCUUUUAGCAGAUGAAAUAAGCGUAUUUCUUGUAGAGUGAUAUUACUUAUCCACACACUUGAUAAAUUGUGAAGAAGCCGUUCUCAGAGGCGCUGUGUAAAAAUUAAGAACUACAAUCCUAAAUCUAAAACUAAAUCAUUCAGUAAAAACAUAAAGAAAAUUGCACUUUUGGCAAAUGUAAUCGUUUUUGUUUUGUGCUCAUGACAACCCUUGUAGGGCAUGAACCCUUUCUGCUCCCACAAAAAGUGUCCCUUGUCCUGGGUCCAUACUGAGAUCCUGUCAGCCAGCAGAGUCUAGUAUAGUUUGCUUAUGCAGUUACACAAGGUCAGGGACUUCCAGUUAUUGUCCUUUUCAAGAGUCAGGACAGUGUUACCCUACUUCCAUGGGGAGGGUGCAUGAAGACAUUUCAGGCAUGUUUUUUUGCUACUUUUGUUUGGUAUUUCAAAUUUUACUGAAAAUCCAUUGCUUUUUGAUGGACAAUUUUCAUUGAUUUAAAUGUUGUUUUCAAAUAGGUAAAAUACUCCUGUCAAUAUGCAACAUAUAAUAUUGAAGGUAGUAAUCCGUUCAUGAGGUUUAAUUUUUCAAACAGGUGAAAUACUCCUAUCAAUAUGCAACAUAUAAUAUUGAAGGUAGUAAUCCGUUCAUGAGGUUUAAUUUUUCAAACAGGUGAAAUACUCCUGUCAAUAUGCAACAUAUAAUAUUGAAGGUAGUAAUCCGUUCAUGAGGUUUAAUUUUUCAAACAGGUGAAAUACUCCUGUCAAUAUGCAACAUAUAAUAUUGAAGGUAGUAAUCCGUUCAUGAGGUUUAAUUUUUUAAACAGGUGAAAUACUCCAGUCAAUAUGCAACAUAUAAUAUUGAAGGUAGUAAUCCGUUCAUGAGGUUUAAUUUUUCAAACAGGUAAAAUACUCCUGUCAAUAUGCAACAUAUAAUAUUGAAGGUAGUAAUCCGUUCAUGAGGUUUAAUUUUUUAAACAGGUAAAAUACUCCUGUCAAUAUGCAGUUGAAAACAUGAAAAAAACGUAUUUUAAAAUUGAUGUAACUUGACAAAAACUAAAAAAAAAGAAGAUAAAAUCAGAAAAAAACUUGUUGAAAAUUGCAUGAAAAAUGUUGAAAUGACGAAUGAAAUCAAUACCUAAUAAUAAGUAUUACAUUACAUCUCACAAAACAGUAAAAAAAAAGAACUUACUAGAGGAAAUUCAUGUAAAAAGGUUUUGAAAGAGUCUUACACAAUGUGCCUGCUCUCAUUACGAAUGCAGUCUUGAGUUUCCAGAAAAACUGAGUAUGACUGCUUUAUCACACCAGCUCUCCUGAGUUUUCUGCCCAUCUAGAACUAGAAAAAAAAAAAAAAAAAGGACUUAGAGACAUCUUCUAAGCAUCAUGGUAAGUUGCUAUUGAUGCAUCAGAUGUUAGAGAGUUGAUAAUUAAUUUCAACGAGGAUUUCCAUUUUUUUUUUAGUGUGAUUCGAAUUUCAAGAAAAAUUUGUAAGUCAGAAAUUUGACAGUGAGUUUCGUACUCUUGAAUGUAAUAUUCAUGUCCUUGUAGUGUUGAAUUAUUGAUGAAAACAAAGUAUUUAUACUUAUAAUGAUUUAUCAAGAACAGCCAUUAAAACUGGAAAUACAUAUGUACAUAUAAAAUGAUCUCUUAAAUUUUGCAUUUCACCUGAUUUUAAAAUGUGAUCAGCUGCGUUUGAAAGAAUUUUUCAAAUUUUUGUGAAUUGGAAAAGAAUAAUCAAUAAUGAAUGUACCUAUAUAGGGGAUUGAUUUUUCAUAAACAGAUUACUCUAUUUAUCUUAAAGAGAUCCAUUUAUAUUGAUAAAACUUGGUAAAAGCCAAGUUAGAGACAUUUCCGGUAUGUUGUUUUGCAAUUUUUGUCAAGUGUCUCUGAGUUUGCCGAAAUUUCAUGGACAAUUUUCAUAGAUUUAAACGCUGUUUCCGUGAAAUGAAAACAUAAAAUAAAAACAUCACAAUUGGUAAAACUUAGCGAAAACUAAAUGAAAAAAAAAAAUGGUAAAAUUAGACAAAAAUUGUUGAAAAUCGCAUGAGAAAUGAAAUCAAUAAAAAUAUAACAUCGCGCAGGAGAGUAAAAAAAAAAGAACUUACCAGAGGAAAUUCGUGACGAGUGUUGCUGUUUUUAAAUAGUCUUCCUCCUUCAAGUUAUUACGUAUAUUCCUUUGAAACACUCAAUUAGUAAUGAACAUAAAUUAAAAGCACUAAUCAUUAAUUAUAACUUCCAAAUAGAAAAGUUGAUAUAAUUUCCUCGGGGAUUCCAUUUUUUUUAGUGGGAUUUGAAUUUCAAGAAAAAUUUGUGUCAGAAAUUUGACAGUAAGUUUUACUCUUGAGGUAAUAUUCAAAAAUAUUGGAUGGUAGAAUACGACAGUAUAUCUACUGGAAAGUAUUCGAUAGGACUUUUCUCCAAUGCCCUUCUCCUUUGCUAUACAAUUUCACAAUUCUUCAUUUACUAAUCAUAUGUACUUGUUGUAAAUUAAUAGAUACGAGUAAAAUUUACAUCUAAUAAUUAUUUUUUCAUCGAAGUUUAGCCACACGUUUGUAUCUAUAAUAAUUAUGAAUUGAGAGUAGGUACGUAUGCAUUUGUUAUUCGACUGAAUAUUGACUGUUUUUAUGCAAUUUAAUAUUAGACUGAAAUUGUACUUUUGUGAGUGAUAAUUGUUUUUUCCGAAUGGAGUAUUUGUAUGUACUUUUUUAAAAUAAUUAAAUAUUUCAAUAUUAA